Plodia interpunctella (Indianmeal moth) is the source of this 1944-nucleotide messenger RNA. RefSeq names its product Nucleostemin 1 (gene Ns1). Lineage: Eukaryota; Metazoa; Arthropoda; Insecta; Lepidoptera; Pyralidae. The record is from RefSeq and is a predicted model, not a curated record. Gene Ontology annotation, cellular component: nucleolus. Bases 153 to 1889 code for a protein of 578 amino acids. The transcript has 9 exons. Gene Ontology annotation, molecular function: GTP binding.
GUCAGUGUCAAAAAGUUUAUAAACAAAACAUUGUGCAAGCAAGGUGCCAGGUGCGAAGUGUGGAGAAUAUUUUAUUAUUUCUCUAUAUAUAUUAUCUUUGUUAAGAUUUUGUUGUUUUGUUAUUAUUAACAGUUUGAUUUUCAUAAUAUAGAAUGGCAAAAUUUAAACUGAAAAAGCAAUCGAAGCGACAGCCAGCACGUCUUCGCUACAAAAUAGAAAAAAAAGUAAGAGACCACAACCGAAAACUUAAGAAGGAAGCGAAAAAGAACCCUAAAUCGAAAAAACCUAAACCUGUGCAGAUUCCCAAUGUAUGUCCUUUUAAAGAAGAAAUUUUGAAAGAAGUGGAAGCUGUGAAAAAGCAUAAAGAAGAAGAGAGACUAAAGAGAAAGGAGAUGGCUAAGUUGGAGAAGCAGAAGAAAAUGGAGGAGAAAAAGAACAGCAAUGUUAGCAUGGAUACAUUGGUAGCAAAUGCACAGACAAGAGGUAAGGUACAUGAUGCAUUCAAAGCUGAUCAAAAUCAAACUGAAGACACAGAAUUGGGCAAGGACAGAAAACAGGAGAAUUCACUGAAGACUUACUACAGGGAAUUCAAAAAGGUCAUAUCUGAAGCUGAGGUCAUUUUGGAGGUUGUUGAUGCUAGGGAUCCAUUGGGAACCCGCUGUACACAAGUAGAAGAAGCAGUAAGGGAGUCAGGCAAGCGUCUAGUCCUAGUUUUGAACAAAGCAGAUCUUGUCCCCCGCGCGAACCUGACAGCUUGGCUCAAGUACCUCCGCCGAACAGCCCCGGCUGUGCCUUUCAAAGCUUCCACACAAGAUCAGCAGCACAACUUGGGAAGGAAGAAGAUGAAACAUAUUGUAAAGGAAAAGGAGAUGAAAGGUUCAUCAUGCGUAGGAGCAGAACUAUUAAUGAGCCUUUUAGGCAACUACUGCCGGAACAAAGGUAUAAAGACUUCGAUCACGGUGGGUGUGGUCGGUCUCCCCAAUGUUGGCAAGAGCUCUAUUAUAAAUAGUCUUAACAGAUCAAAAGCGUGUAAUGUUGGCAGCACUCCUGGUGUUACAAAACAAAUGCAAACGGUCCAGCUAGACUCAAAGAUAAAGAUUCUGGACAGUCCGGGCAUAGUGUUCCACUCUGGUUCGGACACGGACGCGUCCGUCGCGCUAAAGAACGCCGUCAGGGUGGGGAGCCUCAAGGAUCCUGCCACCCCAGCUACUGCUAUACUGCAGCGGGCUAACAAGCAUACUCUGAUGGAUCUGUACAGUGUUGCGGAAUUUAGCAAACCUCAAGAGUUCUUCGCUUCUCUCGCGUCUCGCAUGGGCCGCUUCCGGAAGGGCGGAGUGCCCGACCAGGACGCUGCCGCCAGGAUACUGCUCAACGACUGGAACACCGGCAAGGUGCGAUAUUUCACGGAGCCCCCAGAGACGUUGGACACCGACAUACACAUCGACGCGAAGAUCGUGUCGGCCAUAGCUCAAGAGUUUGACAUCAACUCAUUCGAAGCAAUGGAGACUGAAGCCAUGGGCGAGUUGGACGCGCAUAGGAGUGACGUUGAAGCCAUUAAGAUCGCAAGUACGGGACCAGUCAAAGCCAUGCUCGAAGACGAAAUGCAAGUUGACGGUGAAGAGUCAAGUAUACUCCCUAAAACUCUAAACAUAAGGUCGAAAUUAGACAAAAGCAAUCGAGCAAAAGAACGCAGCAAAACUGACCCAGAGAUGCUUCUAGAAGGGAACGUCAAACAGAAUAAGUUAAGGAAAAUGCAAUUCAAGAAGGACAAGAAGAAUAAAGCGAGGCAAGAAAAGAAAGCGGUAGAUUUGGCGGGCGUUCUGGAAAAUGUUACUCUAACCAGUUUUAAGAAAGAUGAUUACGACUUUAAAGAAGACUUUUCCUUGUAGUCUAUGAUCUUUCCUAGGUUAUAUUUUAAAAUAAAUAUUUAAAAAAUUAAGGUAA